Molecule: messenger RNA, 1769 nt
Organism: Toxorhynchites rutilus septentrionalis
Lineage: Eukaryota; Metazoa; Arthropoda; Insecta; Diptera; Culicidae
Product: probable enoyl-CoA hydratase echA8
Exons: 2
Coding region: 139-1119 (326 amino acids)
Source: RefSeq, a predicted model, not a curated record
AAACAUCAUAGAAAAACGUAAACAUGUAACACCGCGCCCAGACGUAAAAACAGCUGAUAAGAAAUAAUAAGGGGAAAAAAUAGGUAAACUUUGUACCUGUAGAUUGCAUCGCAAAGGAAAGCCACACUUCCAUGUAAUAUGUGGCUCAUCGUGAGGACAGCACUACGCUCUUCCGGCAUUUUCCGGGGAGUGCUUGGUCAGCGUCAUUGUUCGACAGUGGAAUCCGAUCAAGCAGAUGCCAAAGAGGAACCCCCCGUCCAGGUGGAAAAGAUUGCCAACAUCACAAUGAUAGGUUUGAAUCGGCCCCAGGUGCGCAAUGCAAUCGACUCCGAAACGGGCAAACAGUUGACUGCGGCAAUCGAAGAGUUCGAACAGGACACAACGGCUGACGUUGGGGUGCUGCACGGCAUUGGGGGAUCCUUCUGUGCUGGGUACGACCUGUCGGAGCUGGCCAAUCCGGAUGUGAAUCCACAGUCAAUUAUUUUACAGCGUAGCGGUGUAAUGGGUCCAACGAGGCGUAAUUUCACGAAACCCGUCAUUUGUGCCAUAUCGGGCUAUUGCGUUGCGGGAGGCAUGGAACUGGCGCUGAUGUGUGAUUUGCGAGUGAUGGAAGAUCAGGCCGUGCUGGGAUUCUAUAAUAGGCGAUUCGGCGUCCCCCUGGUCGAUGGCGGCACCGUAAGACUACCGGCGCUGAUAGGUAUAUCCAGAGCGAUGGAUCUCGUACUAACGGGAAGGGCAGUGCACGCGAAGGAGGCACUGCACAUCGGUCUCGUCAAUCGAGUGGUUGCCGUUGGCACAGGACUUGGCCAGGCGUACAAUCUAGCGAUGAGUAUUGCCAAGUUUCCCCAGGCCUGCUUGAGACAUGACCGCAAUUCGAUGUUUAAUUCGGCAUUCCAAGCGACCUCACUUAGGGAUGCGAUGGAAUUCGAAGUGCUAACGGCCGGCGAGGAUUUGCUGAAUGAGGCCGUUCAAGGAGCGAACAAGUUUAUGUCAGGGGUGGGGAAGCAUGGUAAAUUUACGAAUUUGAAGGAGAAAAUUAUUCCAGACUGGGAGAAGGAGGUGAUUGAGCAUGAGAUUAAGACAGGGAGAAAGUUAAAGGUAGAUGGUAAAGAAAAAUGAUCACUUUACUAUGUUUGGGAGUCUAUAUGUUAUGUGAAAUAUAUUUUAUAUACUCUUAUGUAUUGAUCAGUGCUGAAAAUAUUCACGUUCACGACAUUCAAAUUCAGCGAAUUGCUGCCUUCCUUGUAUUGAUAACCUACUGCUCAAGCGAGAUUCGAUAAAUAUGAAACAACACUGUCAAUGAACUCCAGUGGAAUGAACAUCAACAUCAGCUUGCCAUGAAGUUCAUUUUUCAUUUGCACCUUCCUUUUCGUCAUGGUAUUCGUAAGGUCGAAAAAGAAGAUCAUUGCGUGUUAGUGAAAAUCAAAGCAUAAAAUUCAACGUCACCAAUUGAGAGUAAAAUCGAUUAAUGGUAAAAGAUGGCAAUCCAUCACACAAAAUUCUUGUUUUUGGCGAGUUCGGCAAUAGCAUGUAUAGAAUAACUCUUGAUACGUUUUAUGAAUCUACUCACGAUUGCCCGGAAAUGACAUACACCACCAUUUAUAUGUGCAAUGGGUGACACGUUUUCAAUAAAAAUUCAUUGCAAGCGAUAAAAAUCAACUUAACGUUCGUGACAAUCACCUGAAAUUAUUGACAGUAAUGGAAGUGCCUGAAUGUCGGCUUUUCGAAAUUCGUUCAUGCUGUUUUCGAUCAAUAAACCAGACAAAGCA